Haplochromis burtoni (Burton's mouthbrooder) is the source of this 5147-nucleotide messenger RNA. It is a transcript of the gene unc5cb, whose product is annotated as unc-5 netrin receptor C. Gene Ontology annotation, biological process: netrin-activated signaling pathway. The record is from RefSeq and is a predicted model, not a curated record. NCBI's taxonomy places the organism in Eukaryota, Metazoa, Chordata, Actinopteri, Cichliformes, Cichlidae. The transcript has 17 exons. Gene Ontology annotation, molecular function: netrin receptor activity; protein binding. Bases 625 to 3495 code for a protein of 956 amino acids. Gene Ontology annotation, cellular component: membrane.
UCUCGUAGUCUAACCUGGAUGAAUGCGUGAUUAAAAUUCUCAGCUGAAAAAAAAAAUCAGCAUCCAUUCCUCGCUGCUGUCCGGGCCAGGUUUUGAUGCAGCGCCGCCACUUGCCGGAGCACUUGGAUUGGCUGAAGGAGCAAGGUAGCCCGCAGAGACGGCUCCUUGCCCUGGUUCGUUCAGUGCCGUCAGUGGAGCGCUGGAGACGCGGUGCACGCACACACACUGCUCUCCCACUGCACGAGUGAAAAAGGGUUCUGCACAGACUCGGACUCUGCUGGACGGACUUUGCUUUCAUGUGGGAGCAUGAAUUUGCCGUCAGAACAUCGAUCCACACCUCUAGCAAGUGAACCUUUAGAGGGAAAAGCAAGCGGAUACAGAUUUUAAUGCAACAUCCUCUGUGACAGAGGGCGAUGCACCCACCUCUUGUUUCAUAAAGUGUCACAUGUUUGCAAAAACACUGCGCUGGAUAUAUUUUGUCGAAAGCCAUUUUUUCUUUCUUUUACGCCCGGGUUGUGAGGGUUUGUGGAGUGCUGCGCAGCGUAACGAGGGACACCAGCGCGCAUUUCAUAUCAAUUUCUCAGUGACUGGGACUCGCCUUAGAGCGUAGUUUGACUCCUCAUCAUGGGGUACUCUGCGCGGACUGACAGAGAAGGAGGAAGAUCGCCGAGAUCCUGUCCUGAGAUGCCGACCGUAUCCUGGCUUUUGCUUUUCCUCCUGGUUGACAUCGGUGUAGCUCAAGUUGAGGAUGACUUCAUUGGUCUCGGUGAGCUGCCAGAAACGUUCCCCUCAGACCCCCCAGAGCCGCUGCCCGUGUUUUUAAUGGAACCAGAGGAGGCCUACAUAGUCAAGAACAAGCCUGUUAACCUGUACUGCAAGGCCACACCUGCCACCCAAAUCUACUUCAAGUGCAACAGCGAGUGGGUUCACCAGAAGGAGCACACUGUGGAGGAGAGGGUUGACGAGAACUCUGGUUUGGUCGUGAGGGAGGCCAGCAUAGAGAUCACUCGGCAACAAGUGGAGGAAUUGUUUGGGCCAGAGGACUUCUGGUGUCAGUGUGUGGCCUGGAGCUCCGCUGGGACCACCAAGAGCCGCAAAGCUCAUGUCCGCAUCGCCUACUUGAGAAAGACAUUUGACCAGGAACCUCUUGGAAAAGAAGUGUCACUUGAACAGGAAGUGUUACUUCAAUGUCGCCCACCCGAAGGCAUCCCAGCUGCUGAGGUGGAGUGGCUUAAGAACGAGGAGGUUAUCGACCCUGCAGACGACAGAAACUUCUACAUCACCAUUGACCACAACCUCAUUAUUAAACAGGCUCGCCUCUCUGACACGGCCAACUACACCUGUGUGGCAAAGAACAUUGUGGCGAAAAGACGCAGCACAACUGCCACAGUUAUUGUCUAUGUGAAUGGUGGAUGGUCGACAUGGACAGAGUGGUCAGUGUGUAACAGCCGCUGUGGCCGUGGUUACCAGAAACGCACACGGAGCUGUACUAACCCAGCGCCACUCAAUGGCGGUGCCAUCUGUGAAGGGCAAGGCAUCCAGAAGCUACCGUGUAAUCCUCUCUGCCCAGUGGAUGGCCUGUGGACAGAGUGGAGUAAGUGGUCCACCUGUGGGACAGAGUGCACCCACUGGAGGAGGAGAGAAUGCAGCGACCCAGCACCCAAAAACGGGGGAAAGGACUGUGAGGGCAUGGUGCUCCAGUCUAAGAACUGCACCGAUGGGCUGUGCAUGCAGAGUUCCUUAUAUCAGAAGUCCUCUGAGGCAAAAGACAAGAGUGAUAUUGGAAAUUCAUUGGCCCCCACUACUGAUGAUGUAGCUCUUUAUGUGGGUAUUGUGAUAGCAGUGAUCAUGUGCCUGGUUAUCUCCGUCGUCGUGGCACUCUUCAUCUACAGGAAGAACCACCGGGACUUCAGCUCUGACAUCAUUGAUUCCUCUGCCCUCAACGGAGGGUUCCAGCCGGUCAGCAUUAAGACCGCUCGCAAAGCUGAUCUCCUAUCAGCACCCCCUGACCUGACCUCAGCAGCUGCCAUGUACCGCGGCCCAGUUUACGCUCUCCAUGACGUGGGUGACAAAAUACCCAUGACCAAUUCUCCUCUGCUUGACCCGCUCCCUAACUUGAAGAUUAAGGUGUACAAUUCUUCAGGCUUAGUGACUCCACAGGAUGACCUAGGAGGAGAAUUUUCCUCUAAACUGUCACCUAAGCUGCCGCACUGCCUACUGGACAACGGUGACAACACAAUGGGCCGGCGCACACAGACCCAGACGUUGCUCCGCACCAGGGAUCCAUCAUGCACUGCUCUGGGCUCGUUCAGCUCCCAGGGAGGACAGCUUAUUGUGCCCAACUCAGGGGUUAGUCUGCUAAUUCCUGCAGGGGCUAUUCCUCAGGGCAGAGUGUAUGAGAUGUAUGUGACAGUUCACAGGAAGGACAACAUGAGGCCCUCGGUGGAAGAUGGCCAAACGGUGCUCAGCCCCAUGGUGAGCUGCGGACCCCCGGGGACCCUGUUGACUCGUCCGGUCAUCAUCACCAUGCAUCACUGUGCCGUGUGCGAUGGCCAGCAGGACUGGCUGAUCCAGCUCAAAAGCCAGUCGCCGCAGAAUCAGUGGGAGGAUAUAGUGGUAGUAGGAGAAGAGAAUUUCACCACACCUUGCUAUAUCCAAAUGGAUGACGAGGCUUGCCACAUCCUGACAGAGACGCUGGGCACCUACUGCCUCGUCGGUCAAUCUCUCAGCGCUGCCACCACUAAGCGCCUCAAACUAGCCAUCUUUGGCCCCGUCACCUGCCCAGCCAUGGAGUAUCACAUCAGAGUCUACUGCCUGGACGACACACAGGACUCACUCAAGGAAGUCCUUCAAAUGGAGAAGCAGAUGGGUGGGAAGCUGUUGGAUGAACCAAAGACUCUCAUCUUUAAGGACAGCACCCACAACCUGAGGCUUUCCAUCCAUGAUGUUCCCCACACAUUAUGGAAGAGCAAACUGCUAGCCAAGUACCAGGAGCUUUCCUUUCAGCAGGUGUGGAGCGGCUCACAAAGGAACCUCCACUGCUGCUUUACCCUGGAGCGCUUCUCUUCCAGCACGGUGGACCUGACCUGCAAAAUAUGUGUGCGCCAAGUGGAAGGAGAAGGACAGAUUUUUCAGCUGGACACUACACUGUCGGAGGAUUCCCAGAGUAUUGACACAUCCCUGCUGGAUCCUGCCAGCAACAUCACGACACUGGUAGGGCCAAAUGCCUUUCGCAUCCCUGUUUCUAUCCGUCAGAAGCUGUGCGGCAGCCUGGACGCACCGCAGACCAGAGGCAAUGACUGGAGGAUGUUGGCCCACAAACUCAAGCUUGACAGGUAUCUUAACUACUUUGCCACCAAAUCCACCCCCACUGGAGUGAUCCUGGACUUGUGGGAGGCCCAGCAUUUUCCUGACGGCAACCUCAGUCGCCUUGCCCAAGUACUGGAGGAGAUGGGACGCCAUGACAGCCUUGUUCCCGCGGUGACUGAACACUGACAUCUGCCUGCCAGGGACAAGUGACAUUCCAGGGAGGAAGAAGACACAAAGUGAAUAUGAAAAGAGGGUGGACCCCCUCAAACACACCCAACACACACCCCAAAAAACAACAAAAAAAAAAAGCAGGAAAAGUCAUUCUCGAUGACAAAUGCACGCACACACACUCACAGAAGCUGCCUGUGUGUACACUCAAAGAAGUAAGGAGAUAGUCACAGCCAGGUCUACCCUGCCAUGACCCAGUUAAAUAUUGGCAACAAAGGUUGUGAAAACUUGGAGAGUAAACAAGAAUCUCUGCCAGUCAUUUUCAGGCUGUUUCUCUCCUCGUUCUUUCUCUCUCUCUCUCCCUCUCUUGUAAGAAUGAUUUGAUAUUUUUGGCUAUGGUUUCCUUGGAAACAUGUUUCCGGUUUAUUCGGAUGGACUGUGCAGAUGUGGAUGAUGCCCUCACAACAGUGACACGCGUUAAAGAGGUCAAUGGAUCAAAGGAGGAAGAUCGGCGAAAGAACGUCUCAUUCUCCAAAAAUCAGUCUCCAUGGCAACUCCAUGGAAAAGUAUGUGUUCUGUGACAACAUAGUAUUUAAUGAUAUGCCUAUUUAUACAUGUCUUUUUUUGUAUCUUAUGCUGUCUGUUACUGAACCGUAUUUCGUUUCUUCUUUCAUUGCGUUUGACUGUAUUACAGCACCACCUGGUGGACACCUGGCGCUGUAACUAUUCUUUCUGUCGGCCACAUUUAUAACACAGAGGGAACUCAACGAUCAUAAUCAUUACACCGUUUUUUAAGUGUUGUUAUAACUACUAUUAAUACUUUUAGUCAUGUUAUGUAUAAUUAUUGCUUUUCUAUUAUGGGUGAUAUUUUUGAGUUGCAUUGGUGAUUAUUUUGCUUUUUCUUUUCUUUUUUUAGCGGGAUCAUUUGGCUAACUACAUAUCUCUACAUAUCGUAUAUCCUGUUAACAAAAGGAUAUGGGAAAUUAGCCGGACUGAAAGAAAAGUCAUGAGUGAUGCAAAUUUGUGUGACAUUCAUGAUGAUGUCGCGUUCACAUAAGAUACCAGGCAGAGCGAAGAGGGAGAUGGUGCAGAAAGGGAAAUCAAACCAGUAUAUUUUUGUAGGACCAGUCCAACUGAAAACAACUGCUUUUUACCAAAUACCUGACAUGUAAGGUGAUCAUCUAAAUAUUGUCUCAAUCAACCGACGUUCAUGCGUACUUUUGGAGGAUAAGAGAUUUUAACUCAGACAACGAUGUUUGUACAUUCACUACAGAAGCCAUCAAUAUCACGAUGACACUGAUUCUGUGCAUAAAAAUGAUCUGUAAAUGUGACAUUCCUUUGAUGGAGCAGCAGUUGCGCCCAUACAAGUGUUCUUGGUUGGUUUUGUUUUUUUGAAUGGCAGUUGUCCCAGUUUUCUUGAAGCCGUCUAUGCAAACUUUGCAUCCCUUUGAAACAAUCUCUACAUUCUCAGUGGGCUAGCCUUUGCAUUCCCUAGUUGUUCUUCAGCUUCAUGAUUAAUAUUGUGUAUAGUGAGAAUGUAGCCUGUCUGUUUCUUGCACUCAUGAUGUUCCUCGCAACGGCUUGCAUUUCAUCUGUCAAGUUAUUGUACAAACUGUAAGAAAGAAUUUUUAAGACUAAUAAUAAAUUAUAUUUAUAUGCAACAUUGAAAA